Molecule: messenger RNA, 1176 nt
Organism: Lonchura striata (white-rumped munia)
Lineage: Eukaryota; Metazoa; Chordata; Aves; Passeriformes; Estrildidae
Gene: REEP6
Product: receptor accessory protein 6
Source: RefSeq, a predicted model, not a curated record
CAGCGGAGCGCUCGCCGGGCCGGGGUCGCACCGGGGCCGCUCCGGGGCCGCCGCCGCUUCAGCGCCGCCGCCGCCAUGGGCUCCGUGCAGCAGCGCCUGGAGCGCUUCCUCUACAGCCCCGGCCCCAUCGGCGACCUGCUGGCUCGGCUGGAAGCCCGUACCGGCGUCCAACGGCUUUACCUGGCCACAGGCUCCCUGGCUUUCCUGGGGCUGUACCUCAUGUUCGGCUACGGCGCUUCCCUGCUCUGCAAUGUCAUCGGCUUCGUCUACCCCGCCUACCUCUCCAUCAAAGCCAUCGAGAGCAACAGCAAGGAGGAUGACACCAUGUGGCUCACCUACUGGGUGGUCUACGGCGUCUUCAGCAUCGCCGAGUUCUUCUCCGACCUCUUCCUCUACUGGUUCCCCUUCUACUACGCCGGGAAGUGCCUGUUCCUGGUGUGGUGCAUGGCCCCAGUGCCCUGGAACGGCUCCCAGCUCAUCUACCACAGCAUCAUCCGGCCCUUCUUCCUCAAGCACCACCGCGCCGUGGACAACAUGAUGGGUGACAUCGGCACCAAGGCUCUGGACGCCGCCUCCAGCGUCACCCGAGAAGGCAUCAAAGCACCCCUGAACCUGACAGAGUUAGUGCAGAAGGCGAAGUGAGAGGGGCACCGGGGCCAUUGGUACCGGCACUACAGCGCCGGUACGGGCAUCAGUACCGGCACCAGCGGCCCCAGUACCGGCACCGUGCUCCCAGUACUGGUACCGGCAUCCUCCGUUCUGGCACCGAAGUUCCCCGGUACCGGCACCGUGCUCCCGGUAUUGGUACCGGCAUCCUCCGUUCUGGCACCGAAGUUCCCCAUACAGAUGCCGGUACCGGCACCAUACUCCCGGUAUUGGUACCGGCAUCCUCCGUUCUGGCACCGAAGUUCCCCGGUACCGACACCGUGCUCCCUGUACUGGUACCGGCAUCCUCCAUUCUGGCACCGAAGUCCCCCCUACCGGCACUACAGACGCCGGUACCGGCACCAUGCUCCCGGUACUGGUACCGUCAUCCUCCGUUCCGGCACCGAAGUUCCCCGGUACGGGUACCGGCAGCAUGGCCCUGUUACCGGUACCGGCCAGCCCGGGAUCCCGAAUUUCUCCAGUCCGAGUCCGUUGUCCCCCAGCCCCCCAAUAAACCCCGGUGCCCACCGA